Micropterus salmoides (largemouth bass) is the source of this 3664-nucleotide messenger RNA. Its product is annotated as RCC1 domain-containing protein RUG3, mitochondrial-like. The coding region runs from base 316 to 2430 and encodes 704 amino acids. Lineage: Eukaryota; Metazoa; Chordata; Actinopteri; Centrarchiformes; Centrarchidae. The transcript is spliced from 15 exons. The record is from RefSeq and is a predicted model, not a curated record.
GCGCAUGUCAGAGAUCAAAGUCAAACGGGUGGGCUCCUUUCGCGGCGCUCCGACCGGACGGUUAGGACCAUAGACUGUAGACAAAAAGGAUAGGACCUAGGACCAGACCAACAGCAGUCGCCUCUCCUCGUCAACUUACCUUCACACUUUUAGCGUGCUAUGGAGACUGUUGCCCUGCCAAUGUGGUGAGUGCAAUGAGGGGAGGACAGGGAAAUAAAGUCAGGGCCACAAGACAACCAGAAUCGACCAAUGUGAGAAAACCAACAACAGAAGUAUAAAGGGAACAAAGGAAACGUGAUAUAAGAAGACACUGAAAUGUUUUCUUCUCGUCCUCUUCCACUGGCACAGGAGAUACAGUGUGAGUUGGAUAUGAGUCUGCUUUCCUGGGAUCGUGGGGAGCUUGACCAGACUGGACAUGGUAGGCCAGGGGACAUUGGCCCCGAGGAGGCCCAUAUGAGACAGUUCACAGUGGCUAGGCUGGGCAGGGUGAAGCUGCUGGCAUGUGGAUCCAGUCACUCCAUUGUGAUUACAGUGGACAACAAGAUCUUUGCGUGGGGAAAUGGCACCAGUGGACAGCUCGGUGAUGGAGAGAGGUCAGUAAAGGACCAGCCAGUCGAGGUCAAGUUACCACAGGAACCGAACUUUAAAGGAAGUGACGCAGAUGUGGAUGUCGUCAAUAUAGUUGGUGUGGCCUGUGGAAGCAGACACUCCUUCAUAUGGACUGAAACUGGUCAGGCCUACAGUUUUGGGAACAACUUUUACGCCCAGCUUGGCUAUGACUUCCAGAGAGCUGACUUCAAAGAGCACCAGCUGGCACCACGUUUGUUCCAGAGUCUUCCAUCAUCUCUGAAAAUAUCUCAAGUGGCCUGCGGAGAGCGACACACUCUGUUUGCGCUGGAGGACGGCAGUGUGGCGGCAUGUGGGCAGAAUGAUUAUGGACAAAUAGGCUGUGGGUCUAAUGAAAAUGUGGUCGUCCCUCGCUUUGUGGAGUGUGUGCACCAUGUGUCGAAGGUCACCUGUGGUUCAAACCACAAUCUUGCCCUGACAGGUGACGGCAGGUUGUUUCAGUGGGGCUGUGGACGGGCAUGUGGGAACAUAAAGAGGAACAUCCUGUUCCCAGAGGAAGUGACGCUAUCAAGCUCGGCAGUGAGAGACAUUGCUGGAGGAUGUUGGCAUAGCCUGCUUCUAACAGAUGGUGGGAAUGUCUUUUCCUGGGGGAUGGGGCAAGAGGGACAGCUUGGACUUGGAGACGACAGGAUUCAGAUCUCCACCCCUUGCCUUCUGAGCUAUUCUCAGCUAGCUGAGGUCACACAGAUACAAGCUGGGGACAGCUACAGUGCAGCCGUCGCAGGUGGAGAGCUGCUUCUCUGGGGUCAGAUCCCCUGUGUGUGCUGGGUCAGUGAUCAUCCAGGCCUCAAAAGACUCUGGACCCCCCAGCCUGUUCCACUGGCAGGCAGAAAGGUGUGUGAUGUGGCCUGUGGUACCUGGCAUAUGAUGGCCCUCAUCACAAGAAGCAGAGAGAAGAACAGAGAAUGUGCUCACCCAGAAACUGAAUCUCAAUUCAGAGACCCUGUCAGCAAUCCCCUACCGACAGAGUGUACAGAGAAGGAAAACAAAGUGCAGGCCUCCAGGCAGGUUCAACACAAGCUGCUUCAAGGUAUGGGGAGACCAGAGGGCUCUGAGGAGCAGGAGAAAGAUGAAGCGAGUGAAAGUGCAGAGGAAGAAGAAAGACAUGACGAAAGACUAAACAAAGAUGAGGGAGAUGGAGCGUUACACGAUUCAGCAUUUGCUAUAGCGAGGUCUGCAGCUGGGAUGGACAGGAGAGGAAAUGGCCACUCAUCAAUCAAAUCCAACCAGGGGGAUGAGAGGGAGGGUUGCAAGACAGCAGGGCCGUGGGAGCUGUGGAAAGAACCAUGCAAAAGCAGAGGAAGCAGAGACAUAGUCUUCACCACUGUGCAUGUUUUACCCAGGUCACAGUCAGAGCGAUGCAGGCCCACUGCCGGCACCUUGCCCCGGCUACUGACAGGACAACAAGCUCAUUGCAGAGUUUUAGCUGAGGUUCAUAAGGAGGGAUCUACACAUCUGGCUGAAUUGGCCCAACAAUCUGGAAGUGAAAGCAGAAUUUUGCAGAGUCCAAGGCUAAGACCCAAACCUAGACCUCCUGGGGGAUGUACAGGUCCUGCGGCUCAGAGCGUAGCCUUGUGUCACCGUUCAAGAAUUCUUAACUCUGGCCUCAAGUCUUUGAUUUUUAAUUCUUCUCACCAUCUGAGCCCUGGACAGCAAGUUCAGACAUCCUCCCCUUCCUUUCACCCGAGGCCACAAGUCGAAACCCCCCUUUCUCCGACUCCUUUCUCUUCUGAACGAUUCAGGUACAGUCCCAUACACAGAAGAGUGGCUUCUUCCUUUGACACUUCUUGGGAGAAUCUAUAAGAAUCCACAGAUCCAGUUAUGUGAUGUUUUAAUGUUUGAAACAUGUAUAUUUACCCUUUUAUGUCAGGUUAAAUGAAAUAUUUGAAAUCUGUUGUGAAUAAUAUUCGUCGUAUCUCCACCCAGACAAUACAAAGCUCAUCCAUAAAGUCAUCAGAGAAUGUGCACUCUAUUAUCUACUUAAUAAAGCUAAAUACUUUUGGCUCCAAGGUGACUGACAAACAGCCUCUUCUGCUCUGUAAGAGCUCUCCAAAGCAGACUCCAGAUCAGCAUUAAUGGACUCCACUUUACCCCACAUUGUGAUUUGGCAAAUAUGCUCCUCUUACAAACCAUCUCAGUCAAUGACACACAUGAACCUUGACCUUAUCUAAAAGCAUUAGACUUUGGUCUUACAGUCAAAGCCAUGUGUAGAGUCCUUAAAUCACCACAUUUCAACAGAACUUGAGAGGGUUGAGUUUUUUGCAGUACAUACUACUGAGCUGCAUUAUUUUUAAUACUUACCUUCUGUUGUUUAUUAAAGACAUAACGCCCUCUCAGAUCUUGGCCUCUUGUAAGACAUUUCACGGUGGAGUGUUUUCAUGGCUGCCCGUCUCUGCAGUAUAAGUCACAUGUGCAUGCUGUGUUGGCUCUUUUGAGUAUGAUGAAAUGUAGUUGUUGCACAGAUACUAUUUGAGGAGGUUUCUCAAAGUAAAGUAGGAUCAUAACUGCAAAGAGAGCUGCCUUUGAAUUUGCUUUGUGGCUUUGCUUUGUUUUGUUGCUUUUUUGUUCCUUAAAAAGAGGCUCUUGAUUAGCCUUGUACUGUAUACAAACUGGUUCAUUGCCACAGUGCAGACCACAACCACGUGGUAAUUCCUCUUGUCAGGAUUUCAUUUUAAGUGGCAAGUAGUGUUUUUUUCAUUAUCAACAUUUACAUUUAACUAAAAGGACCUUUUGUCAAUAACUUGGGACUGUGUAACACUGUAUUACUCUGCUAUCUGUAUUUAAGAGUUAUGUUGAUAUACUGAAAGUAUAUGUUAUUUUCUCCUGUUUUGCUUUCAUCACAGUAGUUGUCAUUUGAGUUGGACAAAGAAUACAAAUGGACAUCAAAGCUAUUCAUUACCAUGAUCCCAGUUUUUAAAGGUAAAAAUAGAUGCUAAUAGUUAGUUUUGUGAACCUUAGUAAAGGUAUUUAAAAAGGUUACUGGAUUGCUGCUCUAGGAGUGUGAUGAGUAAACUAAUAAAAGUGCUUCUGAAUUGAA